Acanthamoeba castellanii str. Neff is the source of this 207-nucleotide messenger RNA. RefSeq lists its product as uncharacterized. The annotation marks the transcript as partial. The record is from RefSeq and is a predicted model, not a curated record. Lineage: Eukaryota; Discosea; Longamoebia; Acanthamoebidae. Gene Ontology annotation, biological process: malate transmembrane transport; succinate transmembrane transport; oxaloacetate transport. The transcript has 4 exons. Gene Ontology annotation, molecular function: thiosulfate transmembrane transporter activity; antiporter activity; sulfate transmembrane transporter activity.
AUGGCGAGCACGCAGGCGAAAAAUCCCUGCACGCACCCGGUGGACCUGCUCAAGGGCUCGGCUUCGGGCCUCGCCGCACCGCAGCUCGGCCUGUGGAAGACCACCGUCUCCGUCUUCAAGGAAGGCGGCAUGGUCGCUCUCUACCAGGGGCUGAGCGCGUCGCUGCUGCGGCAGGCCACCUACACGACCACGCGCUUCGGGUGCUAC